Messenger RNA from Symbiodinium necroappetens, 954 nucleotides. Lineage: Eukaryota; Dinophyceae; Suessiales; Symbiodiniaceae. The record is from the annotation of a GenBank genome assembly.
AUGGCUUCCCGAGUGGCCGCACAGGACUUGAUGAAGUUCUGUGAUGAACAUCCAGACUGUGGCAUUUGGUACACCAUUGCUGAGACCACGUCUCAGUUCACCUUUGCCAACUCCGAGUCGACCAAGUGCAACCAGAAGCUUGUGGUUUGCAUGCACGACCGUGAGUAUGCCGUUCAGUCUACGGAGUUUGACAUCGUCGAGCAGGGACAUGUACCGAUUCUCAUGUCUCUUCCUCAGAUGCGCAAUCUAAGUCGCAUGAUGUGGAAUGUCCGAUUUGACAAGCACAAGAAGUCGAGCUUCCUCACCUACUUCUCCCACUACGAGUAUGGUUUUCACCAGAAGAACACGGGAAGCUCUUCACAGGAAGAGGCACCCGAAAACCUCGUUUUGGUGGCAGAUGAUGAGUGGGUGAUCAAUGAAGCUGACAUGGAAUUGAUCCGCAUCCACAAGAGAGUGAGGAAGGCGAAGUUCGAACCCAAGGAUGGACAAGUGCCUAUCCCGUUGGAGUACCUGGACAACCAGCGCAAGACGAUCAUGGAAUUCUCCAAGGGCAAGAAAGUCACCAAAGAAGAUAAUUGGCGGUCUCCUGAGCUUCCUACGUCACCAAGUACUGAAUCUUGGAAAGGUAGGACAGUCUUCAAGAUUUUGCCUGGUGGUGUCGAGUCUAGGACUUCGGUACGUGCUAAUCUUCGUGAGCCCGGUCGUUCGGAGAUCGGUUCACCUGAAGACAUGAUUAGCAAGGGUAAGCCUGAAGACAGCUCAGGAAAACCAGGAGCAGCCGGAAGCUUUCCUUUGGGAAAGGAACAGGUAAAGAGGAGAGUACGCGCGAAGGGACGCGGUCCACAGGGACCGGCACCCAUUUCGUCGGCUCCUCCUCCAGCUCCUGCAGAUGAUCUGGAUCUUCAAGAUUAUGAGCCUUCUGAGCCGAAGGAAUCCGAUCUGGAUCCGCCAAAG